AUGGACGCUUCUGUCUACAACCACAGCCAGCUGGCUCUAUUCGGCACUAACAACGCCGACUUCACCACCGACAACCUCUCCGACCCCGAGGUCAAUAUUACCAGGUCGAUCUCCAGGCUGACAUCGCCCCUAGCGGUCACGGUGGCCGUUCUGUUGGUGUUCCUUUUCUCACCUAUGAUCCUCAUCGGGAACUCGCUAGUGCUAGUAGCCAUGUAUCGUUUUAAGAGGCUGAGGACGCCUAGUAACUACUUAGUGAUGUCCCUGGCCACCUCGGACUUGGGGAUAGGUAUGUUCAUGCCGGUGGGGAUGUACCUAGAACUCGGUGGUGCUCAAAACUUUACCAGUGUGCGCGUUUGUUUGUUCAGCUACGGAGUGGCGAUUUCGCUAUGUUGUGUGUCCGUGUUGGUGAUGGUGGCUAUAGCGGUCGAUCGGUUCACUUCCCUGGCCAGACCGUUGAGGUAUAAUAAUUUGAUAACCCAUUCGGCGGUGGAGAGGUACAUAGUGGUGUUCUGGGCUUACUCGUCUCUGGUUGGUUUUACGCCGUUGGGGUAUGCAUUUUUUAAUGAAAUUGAAUAUAGCACGGGCGACUGCUCCUUUGGCGACCUGGUGGCGAAGCCUGUACAACUAUUCAUGUUCUGCGCCGUAUACGGACCCAGCGCCUUGAUCUUGGUGGUCUGCUACGGUUACAUCUACCUGGUGGCGCGAGGCCACGCGCGUGCUAUUCGCUCCGAAGUGCGACACUCCCACACGCUGCAGCACUCGCCGCCGACCGGUGGCGGCGGCGCGUCUGCUGGGGGACCCCCUAGGUACGGCCUGGCGCUGGCUAUUACGGCGGGAUUGUUUCUGGGCCUCUGGCUGCCCUUCCAGGGAAUGACCCUACAUCCAUGA
Anoplophora glabripennis (Asian longhorned beetle) is the source of this 888-nucleotide messenger RNA. RefSeq names its product adenosine receptor A2b-like. The transcript has 3 exons. Gene Ontology annotation, molecular function: G protein-coupled receptor activity. Bases 1 to 888 code for a protein of 295 amino acids. NCBI's taxonomy places the organism in Eukaryota, Metazoa, Arthropoda, Insecta, Coleoptera, Cerambycidae. Gene Ontology annotation, cellular component: membrane. The record is from RefSeq and is a predicted model, not a curated record. Gene Ontology annotation, biological process: G protein-coupled receptor signaling pathway.